This is a messenger RNA of Anopheles moucheti, 1638 nucleotides long. RefSeq lists its product as uncharacterized. The transcript is spliced from 2 exons. NCBI's taxonomy places the organism in Eukaryota, Metazoa, Arthropoda, Insecta, Diptera, Culicidae. The record is from RefSeq and is a predicted model, not a curated record. The annotation marks the transcript as partial.
CCUAUCGCGAUGCUGUGGAAGAAAGCCUUCCUGCUUUGCGCGUUGUUGGUUGCCGUUCAGGCGGAUCCUCAACCCCAGCUGCUCAGUGGACUUACCUCGCUCAUCGGAUCCGCUGUGAAUGGUGUGGCCACGUUGUUGACCGGAGUGGCCUCUGGAUUUGCUGCCGGUACAUCUGGUCCACUGUCGGCUAGUGGCAGCCUUACCGGAGGAUUGAACAUCGGUGGUCUCACUGUUGGUGGUACCGGUUCGUUCAACACGAACCUCCCAAUAUUGAACCUCGUCAACAAUGUGGUCUCGUCUACGCUGAACGCACUCAACACGGCCAUUACCAACAUCGGUUCGACAGCAGGAUCAGUGCUGGGGAACACGCUUGCCACCGUCACGAACACACUGAACGGACUGCUCGGAGGUGUGGGAACUAACCUGGGCACGAUCGGUACCGGGUUGACCGGUGCUCCAACCACCGCCAACGGUCAGGCCGUCGCCAACGCACUCAACAACGUUGCCACCGCUGUCAACUCGGCCGUGAAUACUGCCUCGUCCGUUUUCGGUAGCUCCACGGUUUCUGCUGCGUUGGGAAGCCUUCCCAGCACGCUCAACACUGACCUGGCCAACGCGAUCCAAGCCAUCAACAAUGCCGUCGCCAAUCCGGGUACGUCGACGACCUUGCUCGGUGCGCUCGGCCCGAACGGUGUCAAUGCGAUUGCGACCUUCCUCGGAGAUGCGGCCAACGUGCUGUACACGACGGCCAACAUUCCGUUGCAGUUGUCCGCUGCGGCCAGAGUAAACGCAUCGCUUGCACUUAACGCCAAUGUCCCGUACAGUGCGGCCGGCAUUGCCGCUGUCAAUGCGACGGUAAAUUCUGCUCUGACCAAUGCCAACAACGUGCUGAAUUCCGCUGUCGGUUCCUUCAACUAUCUGAUCGCCAACGCACAACCGGCCACGAACGCCGCCUUGGCUCAGGCCACCUCCACCAUUAGCACGGCUGUGGCCAACAUGAACCGUGUGUUCAAUCUGCUUGCCGGCAACACAAAGGCCAGCGUUACAACCGCUGCCCAGCUUGCAGUCAACAACCUUACCGAUCUGGUUUCGUCGCUCCAGACCAACCUGAACGUACUGAAUACCGUAACGCUGAAUGCGGUCGCAUCAGCGAACGCUUCCAUCUCGGGUAACGCAUCGGCCGUUAUUGGAACGAUGGUGAACAACCUUGCUAGCACGAACGCAACCAUCGUUGCCUGCUCGCAGACGUAUCUGCCAACGGCGGUGCGCACGAACGUCUACUACACGACCGCUCUAGGAUCGUGCGUCGUACAGGCGACGACCGUUGCGGAUAUCCUGGUCGGUAACACGAUCGCGGUGGUCAACUCGGCCGCAUCACGCAUUCGCACCUCGACCGCCGGUGUUACCCUGUGCAUUUCGGCACUCUUCCCGUCUACGGUGUGCACGAGCGCCACCGUACCGAACGCUCCGGCCUACAUCACCAAUGUGGCAUUGGAUGUCCUGAGCAUUAAGUCCGCUGAGGUAGUGGAUGUCGCCAGCGCUGCCAAUCAAGUGGCAACUUGCACGACCAAUACCUCCAAUGCGGCCGCUGCCGAUUUCGCAGCCAUUGCUGCCGCGUACAACCAAUGCAUUGCCUAA